AUGGCAUCAGGACCUGCUUUUCACGAUCUCUCUAAUGAUGCGAUCAAGGGUAUGGUGCCCAGUGAGGCAUUGCAGAAGCACUUGGAAAAUGCACAGCUGGCACAUCGCUUAUGUGUUGCCAAAGCUUUAAAAGCGGAGGAGCCACCUGUUGAAAAGUGUGCGCUGACAUGGGGUGAAGUGCUUAUCCGUUACCAAGCGUGGGCUGAGUACCGCCCACCCUUUCAGGAUAGCGUAGCGCAGGCAAAGUAUACAAAGUACUGGACAAAGAAGCGCCAGGCAGAGGAUGAUAAGAACCCAUUCAAGUAA
This is a messenger RNA of Trypanosoma theileri, 306 nucleotides long. RefSeq lists its product as uncharacterized. Bases 1 to 306 code for a protein of 101 amino acids. The record is from RefSeq and is a predicted model, not a curated record. Lineage: Eukaryota; Euglenozoa; Kinetoplastea; Trypanosomatida; Trypanosomatidae. The transcript has a single exon.